Messenger RNA from Miniopterus natalensis, 5178 nucleotides. Lineage: Eukaryota; Metazoa; Chordata; Mammalia; Chiroptera; Miniopteridae. The record is from RefSeq and is a predicted model, not a curated record.
AUGACCCUCACGUGCUCAGAUUCAGGUUAUGAGUCUCGGCGGGAAUGUCAGAGUGGUGCUGGUCCUUUCAUCGUGCCCGGGCAGGUGGCGCACAGUGUGACCUGUCCGUUCCUGUUGGCGUGCACUGUGAGCACUUGGCUAAAUAGCAUCUGGUGUUUCACAUUUCUUAACCUAAGCCUUUUUUUUGUAGCUUCUGCAGAAAAGGAGGCAAUCAGGGGCACAUACUCCAAAGUGCUGGAUGCUUACGGGCUCCUAGGUGUUUUACGGUUAAACCUUGGCGACACCAUGCUGCAUUAUCUGGUCCUGGUCACUGGGUGUAUGUCUGUGGGAAAAAUCCAAGAAUCUGAAGUCUUCCGAGUCACGUCCACUGAAUUCAUAUCACUACGGGCUGACUCUUCGGAUGAGGAUCGCAUCUCGGAAGUGCGCAAGGUUUUGAAUUCAGGAAACUUCUACUUCGCGUGGUCUGCCUCGGGGGUCAGUUUAGACCUGAGCCUGAACGCGCACCGCAGCAUGCAGGAGCACACGACCGACAACAGGUUUUUCUGGAACCAGUCUUUGCAUUUGCAUCUCAAGCACUACGGGGUGAGCUGUGACGACUGGCUGCUGCGGCUCAUGUGUGGGGGCGUGGAGAUCAGGACCAUCUACGCUGCGCACAAGCAGGCGAAGGCCUGCCUCAUCUCCAGGCUGAGCUGCGAGCGCGCCGGGACCAGGUUCAAUGUCCGGGGGACAAACGACGACGGCCACGUUGCGAAUUUUGUAGAAACGGAGCAGGUUGUGUACUUAGAUGACUCUGUUUCUUCCUUCAUACAAAUCCGGGGCUCUGUUCCAUUGUUCUGGGAGCAACCAGGGUUGCAGGUGGGGUCUCAUCGUGUCCGUAUGUCAAGGGGAUUUGAAGCCAAUGCACCUGCUUUUGACAGGCAUUUUAGAACACUUAAGAAUUUAUAUGGUAAACAAAUAAUAAUAAAUUUGCUCGGAUCCAAGGAAGGUGAACAUAUGCUAAGUAAGGCCUUUCAGAGCCAUUUGAAGGCUUCUGAACAUGCUGCCGAUGUGCAGAUGGUGAACUUCGACUACCAUCAGAUGGUUAAAGGAGGGAAGGCGGAAAAACUGCACAGUGUCCUUAAGCCUCAGGUCCAGAAGUUCCUAGAUUACGGGUUUUUUUAUUUCGAUGGAAAUGAAGUUCAAAGGUGCCAGAGCGGCACGGUCCGCACCAACUGCCUGGACUGCCUGGACCGGACCAACAGCGUGCAGGCCUUCCUCGGCCUGGAGAUUUUAGCUCAACAGCUGGAAGCUCUCGGCCUGGCUGAAAAGCCUCAGUUGGUGACUCGCUUUCAGGAAGUUUUCCGGUCCAUGUGGUCGGUGAACGGUGACUCCAUCAGCAAGAUCUACGCGGGAACCGGAGCCCUGGAGGGGAAGGCCAAGGCUGGGAAGUUAAAAGAUGGUGCUCGUUCUGUUACUAGAACGAUUCAGAAUAACUUCUUUGACAGCUCCAAGCAAGAGGCCAUUGACGUUUUGCUCCUGGGAAAUACUCUAAAUAGUGAUUUAGCUGACAAAGCACGAGCACUAUUAACCACUGGAAGUUUGCGUGCCUCUUCUAAAGUACUGAAGAGCAUGUGUGAGAAUUUCUACAAGUAUUCAAAGCCCAAGAAAAUCCGAGUAUGUGUCGGAACCUGGAACGUGAAUGGUGGGAAACAGUUUCGCAGCAUAGCUUUUAAGAAUCAGACUCUCACCGACUGGCUUCUUGACGCGCCCAAGUUAGCUGGCGUCCAGGAGUUCCAAGAGAAAAGAAGUAAACCGACGGACAUAUUUGCAAUUGGCUUUGAAGAAAUGGUGGAGCUGAACGCUGGGAACAUUGUGAACGCCAGCACCACCAAUCAGAAGCUGUGGGCCGUGGAGCUCCAGAAGACCAUCUCCCGGGACAACAAGUACGUGCUGCUGGCCUCGGAGCAGCUGGUGGGCGUCUGCCUGUUCGUCUUCAUCAGGCCCCAGCACGCCCCUUUCAUCCGGGAUGUCGCAGUGGACACGGUGAAGACAGGAAUGGGGGGCGCGGCCGGCAACAAGGGGGCGGUGGCCAUCCGCAUGCUGUUCCACACGACCAGCCUCUGCUUCGUCUGCAGCCACUUCGCCGCGGGGCAGUCCCAGGUCAAGGAGCGGAACGAGGACUUUGUGGAAAUAGUGCGGAAGCUGAGCUUCCCCAUGGGCAGGAUGCUGUUUUCCCAUGAUUACGUGUUUUGGUGUGGUGAUUUCAACUACCGGAUUGACCUCCCUAAUGAGGAGGUUAAAGAGCUGAUCAGACAGCAGAACUGGGACUCUCUCAUAGCCGGAGACCAGCUGAUCAGCCAGAAAAAUGCCGGGCAGAUUUUUAGAGGAUUUUUAGAAGGAAAAGUAACCUUUGCUCCGACAUAUAAAUAUGAUUUGUUUUCUGAAGACUAUGACACCAGCGAAAAGUGCCGCACCCCCGCGUGGACCGACCGCGUCCUCUGGAGGAGGAGGAAGUGGCCUUUCGACCGGUCAGCUGAAGACUUAGAUCUUCUAAAUGCUAGUUUCCAAGACGGAAGCAAAAUCCUCUACACGUGGACUCCCGGCACCCUGCUGCACUACGGGCGAGCGGAGCUGAAGACCUCUGACCACAGGCCCGUCGUUGCCCUGAUAGACAUAGAUAUAUUCGAAGUGGAGGCCGAGGAGAGGCAGAGCGUCUAUAAGGAAGUCAUUGCCGAGCAGGGCCCCCCGGACGGCACGGUGCUGGUCUCACUCAGGAGCUCUGAGCAGGGAAACUUCUUCGAUGACACUCUGAUCGAUGCUCUGCUGCAGCAGUUUGCAGGUUUUGGUGAAGUAAUUCUCAUAAGGUUUGUAGAAGAUAAGAUGUGGGUUACAUUUUUGGAGGGCAGUUCUGCCUUGAGUGUUCUAAGCCUGGAUGGUAAAGAGUUAUUGGGCCGGAUUAUAAGUAUUACUUUAAAAAGUCCCGACUGGAUCAAAACUUUGGAAGAAGAAAUGAGUUUAGAGAAAAUUAACGUGCCGUUGCCCUCGUCCACAAGCUCCACCCUCCUGGGUGAAGAUGCGGAGGUGGCCGCGGAUUUUGACCUGGAAGGUGACGUUGAUGACUAUAGCGCUGAGGUGGAGGAGAUCCUGCCCCAGCAUCUGCAGCCGGCUUUGGGGUCCGGCCUCGGCACGUCCCCGAGCUCCUCACCGCGGACCAGCCCCUGCCAGUCACCCACAAUACCCGAGGGCCCUGUGCCCUCCCUCCCCAUAAGACCAAGUCGAGCCCCGUCCAAGACUCCUGGGAACCCACCCUCACAAGGUUCUCCCGUGGACGCUCAGCCAGCAGUGCAGCCACAGCCGCAGGUCCUGGAGCCCAGGCGGCCGCCUCCUCCCCGCCCAACGGCUCCUCCCGCACGGCCAGCGCCCCCGCAGAGACCUCCGCCACCUUCAGGACGCAGUCAGCCUUCGCCUCCAGCAGGACUCGCAGGCCCAGGACCUGCUGGACACAGCGCAGCCCGACCGGUGAUCCCACCCCGCGUCGGAGUGAUCAGUGCCCCGCAGAGCCAAGCCCGGGCAUCUGGGGGGAGGCCGGCUCCCGAGAGCCAGAGCAGAGCCUCGGAAGUCCCAAGAGGUCCAGUCCUUCUCCCUGAACCACUGAAGCCUCUGGCCGCCCUGCCCGCCUCUGGUCAGAAGAUGCAGGAGCCUCUGGUCCCUACAGCAGCCCCACUGCCUCAGGCUGCCCCCCAGCCCAGCCUGGAGACCCCGCCCCAGCCGCCGCCCCGCAGCAGGUCCUCGCACAGCCUGCCCGCAGAGCCGCCGGCGCAGCAGGUAAAAACCAAUGGAGUCCCAGCCAUCAGACUGGAAUCACCGAUGAAGAGCGACCCGUUUGAAGAUCUGUCACUUAGUCUGCUUGCUGUGUCAAAGGCCCAGUCACCUGUGCACGCAUCACCUGUUCUCACCCCAGGCCCGAAGGGGUUGGUCCCAUUGCCUCCUGCAACACAGACUAACGCCAGUGCUCUGAGCUCUGUAGGCUGCAUGCUGACAUUGCCUCCACCUCCAGCCCGGAAUAAGUCCCAGGAAGACAUGCAGUGUUCUCCCAACCCGUUUACUGCGAGACCGGCCGGCACAAACCCUUUCGCCGACAGGACUGCUGCUCCUGGAAACCCAUUUAGAGCCAAGUCCCAAGAACCCGGGGCACCUUCGUGGCUCCCCAAAGAUGAGCCCGUUGCCAGCAGUCCCUUUCCUCCUCUGAAGCCUCCCGGUCAUAACAGUAGCCAGCCUUCACCUUCACCUUCCCCUGACUGCUUCCAGGACAGCUUUGACCCGCAGAGCCAUUCCACAGUGACGAUCAGCCACCCGAAGGGAUGGGUGACCUUUGAGGAAGAGGACGACUUUGGUGAGAAAGGGAAGUCGAAGUCAGCUUGUCUAGACCUGCGGGGUGCUUGGCCAGGCCCGGCUUCUGCCUGCAGCGUGACCUUUGAUGACGCCUGGAGUAAAGGUACAGAUGUCCCCUCCUGUGUGCUGCCAUCGCGGAGGCCGCCCCCUCCUCCUGUCUCUCUGUUCCCUGCGGGCCCCGCCCCGCCAGCUGACCCUUUCACUGCUCUGGCGUCUCAGGCGCCUCCCGCACUGGACUUCACGGAGAGAUAGUGCUCUGCGUGGAGGACGGCAGCUCCUGUGCGGCGGCCGGAGCCGAGAGGACUGGGCAUUAGCUAUGUUAUGUGCAAUAAGUCGUCAUUCAGUGCACUGAGGUGAAGAAAUACCACUACUGCUGUGUACAGAGUUGGAAUAUGUUGUAUAUUGGAAAUAAUGACAAAGUCCUUCUCAUUAUUAACUGGAGUUUUGGUGUGUUUCUGUUUGAAAACUGAGUAGUAGCCAUAAAAAGUGCUCAGAACUACUUUAGAAAAUAGUCCUUAUUCAGAAAUUUGUGAGUCUUCUCUAUAGAGACCCCAGAAGCCCAAACAACUCCCACCCGAGGUUGUGCCAGCCUUUCGUCCUGGUUAAUAUUGGGGUUUACAGGUAUUUACCAGGGAGCCGUCAGAGGGACACCAGAACAGGGUUUUGAAAGGAACUGCUUUUAAAAAAGUGUGUAUAUGCACACCCACACACACUGCAUGUAUGUACACUUAGGUGUCUUAAGACUCGUUUAAAUUCUAGGGUAUAACUCAGGCCAAAUUUUUACCUAAAUGUUCUAAUGGAUUUUUU